AUGGACAUCGGCGGCCUCACCACCGUGGUGGCCAACUCGGCGUACAUCUCGGCCCGUGGCAGUUUCGAUGGCACGGGAAACCCUGCGGCCAACCGAGACAAGAAAUACCGUGCCAAACUCAAACUGCCCCACAUCACGGUGUGCGAAGGUCUGAGCGAGACUCUAGAUCUGCAGUUCAAGAGCAUCUGUGUGGAGCAGCCCAUCGGCAAACGCCUGUUUCAGGAGUUCCUGGAGACCACCAAUGAGUACAAGGGGCCGUGUCGCCUCUGGAAGGACAUCGAGGAGUACGACACCGCCGAGGAUAAAGACCGAACCCACAAGGCUGGUAAAAUCCUCCAGCGUUACAUGGAGCCCUCGGCGAAGCUCUUCUGUCCGUUUUUACCCGAGAAUGACAUUACCAAGGUGAAGGAGCGGCACCAGGAGGCGGCGGACGACCUGUUUGUCGAGAUCCUGAGCAGCGUGUUCGACUUCCUCAAGGAGGUUCCCUUCACGUUCUAUCUGGAGAACAUGUACUUCAAACGCUUUCUGCAGUGGAAGUGGCUGGAGAUGCAGCCGGUGGGGGAGGACUGGUUCGUGGACUUUCGCGUUUUGGGAAAAGGUGGAUUUGGGGAGGUGUCCGCCUGUCAGAUGAAGGGCACAGGAAAGCUGUACGCCUGUAAGAAGCUCAACAAGAAGAGGUUGAAGAAGAGGAAAGGCUAUGAGGGUGCCAUGGUGGAGAAACGCAUUCUGGCUCGCGUUCACAGUAGAUUCAUCGUGUCGUUGGCUUACGCCUUCCAGACCAAGACUGAGCUCUGCCUGGUCAUGACUAUCAUGAAUGGAGGAGAUCUCAGGUAUCAUAUCUAUAACGUAGAUGAGAAUAAUCCAGGAUUCUCCGAAACGAGAGCUUGUUAUUACGCUGCUCAGAUCAUCCAGGGAAUGGAGCAUCUUCACCAGAAACGAAUCAUCUACAGAGACCUGAAGCCCGAGAACGUUCUUCUGGAUAAUGAAGGUAAUGUGCGUAUCUCUGACCUUGGUUUAGCUGUUGAACUUGCAGACGGCCAGGACAAAACGAAAGGUUACGCUGGGACUCCAGGCUUUAUGGCCCCAGAACUGCUGAAGAGUGAAGAAUAUGAUUAUUCUGUAGAUUAUUUCACACUGGGAGUCACGCUGUACGAGUUCAUCGCCGCUAAAGGACCUUUCAGAACUCGAGGAGAGAAGGUGGAGAACAAAGAGGUGAAGAAACGAAUCCUCAAUGACCCUGUAACCUAUCCGGAGAGCUUCAGUGAAAACGCCAAGUCCAUCUGUGAGGGUCUUCUGGCUAAAGAUGUGAACAAUAGGUUGGGCUUCAAGAACGGCACGUGUGAUGAGCUGAAAUCCCAUCCGUUCUUCAGCGAGAUCAACUGGAGGAAACUCGACGCAGGAAUUCUACCGCCUCCUUUUGUACCCGAUUCCAAGACUGUUUAUGCCAAAGAUUUGGAUGAUGUCGGAGCGUUCUCCACUGUGAAGGGUGUCGGGCUGGAAGAUAAUGACAAGAACUUCUUCGAUGAGUUCGCCUCAGGAAACAUCUCCAUCCCAUGGCAGGAAGAGAUGAUCGAGACGGGCAUUUACGGCGAGCUGAACAUAUGGGGACCGGGGGGCACCGUUCCCAAUGACCUCAGACGGGAAUCCAUUUUGGAGCAGCCGCCCAAGUCCUCCACGUGUAGCAUAUCAUAA
Molecule: messenger RNA, 1692 nt
Organism: Triplophysa dalaica
Lineage: Eukaryota; Metazoa; Chordata; Actinopteri; Cypriniformes; Nemacheilidae
Gene: grk1a
Product: G protein-coupled receptor kinase 1 a
Exons: 7
Coding region: 1-1692 (563 amino acids)
Biological process (GO): regulation of opsin-mediated signaling pathway; signal transduction; visual perception
Cellular component (GO): cytoplasm
Molecular function (GO): ATP binding; rhodopsin kinase activity
Source: RefSeq, a predicted model, not a curated record